AUGCAGAACCCCUGGGCGCUCCCGCAAGGGCCGAUGGCUCCUGCUCCCCCGAACAACGCGCAACCGUAUCCGAACCAGCUUCCGAACCAGAUGUACGCAGGCCCGUACCAGGCCGCAAACGGAGGUUCGGCUGCAGGAUUCACAGGGCCGGGCGGGAUCGGCGCGCAGUACCCUGCGGGGCAACCUCCCGGUAUGGGCGCGCAGUGGAAUAGCGCGGGCGGGGCUGCGGGUGCGGGCGCGUAUGGGUCGCCUGCCGGCGCGGCGACGACGGCGGGAUGGUCGUCGUCCGCACCGCCUUCCAUGGCUCCGCCGAUGGGGGGUGCGCCUGGAUCCGCGCCCGCAUCACCAUCACCAUCAGCAGCAGCUGCAGCAGCAGCAACAGUGGGAACACCGGGAGCAGCAGCAGCAGCAGGGGCAGCAGCAGCAGCAGCAGCAGCAGCAGCGGGGGCGGCAGCGUCCGCGUUCAUGUGUGCACCGUGUGACCGGUCGUUCUCCUCGCAGGACUUCCUCACGGCACAUAUCGCCACGCAUGAGAUCUGUGACUCGCCAGGCUGCUCCUUCUCUGCCUGCGGGCGGGCGCUCAAGGACCACAAGUCAUCAGUGCACGACGCCCCUUCCUCUGCUCGCGUGAAACGAGCAUUGGAGUACCGCAAGAAGGAGAGCCCCGAGCAGCUGGCCAAGUGGGUGGAGGAGCGCCGGCGCAACUUCCCCACCGCCGCCAACCUGCAGCGCAAGGUGCCGCGCUGCCUCUCUGCCCCGGGGAGGGUUGGUCGGGGAAAUGGGGGGAGAUCCGAGGGGCUGGGGGAGGUGAAAGUGAGCGCAUGGAUAUUCUCUUGUGGUUCUGUGUUUGUCGACGCAUGCGUGUAUGCUGCAUGGGAGAGUGCACAGGGCAUGCACCCAUGCACAGAUGCAUGCACGCAUGCACAGAUGCAUGCACGCAUUCUCAGCCAUUUUGUGGGCAUGCGGUGUGUGCCAUGUGUGCCAUGUGUGUGUGGCGAGCAGGAGGAGGAGGCGAGGAAGCGCAAGGAGAGGGGCGAGCUGGUGGAUGAGGACCGCAAGUUGAGACAACAGGUGCGCUCUUUUCCUCCAUCUCCCUCCAUCUCCCUCCAUCUCCCUCCCUCUCUCUUCAUCUCCCUCCCUCUUCCUCCAUCUCCCUCCCUCUCCCUCCAUCUCCCUCCCUCUCUCUUCAUCUCCCUCCCUCUCCCUCUCUCUUGCCCCCUCUCCCACGAUCUCCCUUCCUCUCCCUCCCUCUCCCUCCCUCUCCCUCCCUCUCCUGCCCUCUCCCCUCCUCUGCCUACACUCCCUUCCUCAUUCCUUCUUACCCCUCCUCCCCACCCCUCCCCUCUCACUCUCCCCUCAUCUAUCCUCCUCUCCCCUGCUCUUUUUCUUCCCCUUUCCCAUUGCUUUCUUCCCCCUCCGUCCUUGCCCUUCACAACAGGCACCAGAAUCUCAUUUCAGAAUCGCUGCUUUGCCUUUGUCCAUUACUCCAGCAGUAGUGACUUUGCUGCUAACACCAGCAUGCAGCGCGCAGCAUCUGUCGUCAUCCUUCUCUGUGCGGCGCUCCUCACUGCCGCGGCGCCUGCAUCACCCCUCCCGCCUCUCCUCCCACGCGACGGCGGCAGUUCCGCCGCAUUUGCCGCUCAGGCCAGGCCCCUGAAGCUGAAGGGGAAGACUGUCCAGAAAUACGUGACCAAGCUGUAUCCCACUAAGCUCAACGGGAAAUUAGUGGGCGACAAAGGUGCAUCGGGGAAAUUUGUCAUCAAGGCAGUGAGAUCCUCAGGGACAUACUACAUUGUAUACAUUGUCAAAGUCUUCAACAUAAAAUCUGGAGGCUACCCUUCCGUCGGCACCGGGUCUUCCUGUGCUGCCACUCAGCUAGGCUUACUACCUUUCCCAUUUAAGAACAUCACGAGUGCCAAGAGCGGUCGCCGGAGACGAUACAGCUUCUCAUUCUCGGGGGCUCAAGGACCAAUGAUGUUGGAAGAAGCGUUCGGCGGGAUUGUAGUUGUGCUGGCGGAUGGCCUUUUUGUCAAAGUUGGGUAUGCACCGAACUACCAAGCACUCUGUGCUAAGUUAAAGAAAACGGUGUCAUUGUCCCAUUGA
Closterium sp. Yama58-4 is the source of this 2103-nucleotide messenger RNA. Lineage: Eukaryota; Viridiplantae; Streptophyta; Zygnematophyceae; Desmidiales; Closteriaceae. The record is from the annotation of a GenBank genome assembly.